Molecule: messenger RNA, 498 nt
Organism: Fraxinus pennsylvanica
Lineage: Eukaryota; Viridiplantae; Streptophyta; Magnoliopsida; Lamiales; Oleaceae
Source: the annotation of a GenBank genome assembly
AUGGCGAUUGUACUUCGGUUUUGCUGCUUUAUGUUCUUUGCCUUUGCCAUAAUGUCUUCAGCUUCCAAUACACAGGCCAUUUCAUUUUCAGGAAGGGAGUUGGAAGAGAUUGAGAUGGAAGGUCGAUCUCUAAGAGUAAGUCUAACCGACUAUAGUGGGGCCACGGCCAAUCGUGGACACGAUCCAAUGACUUCCGUCAGCCGUGCUCCCGUCAGCCGUGCUCGUGGCCGGAAACUCUUCACAGCCUCUAAAUAUGUGUGCUCAAAUCACAAGAAACAAAUCUCCCCAUUCAUUGAACAGCUAAACACCGUUGUGAUUGACAACAACGAUGUUCAGACCUUAAAAUACGAGAGAGGUAAAAUCUGUAUUCUCAACAUGGACAGCAAUGGAAUGCGCAACAUAAUAUCGGGUAAAACACUUUCGUAUCUGGAAAUGGUGUUGAAGAAUAAGUCGGGGAAUCUGGCGGCCAAGAUGGCGUCAGAGGAAUUUUCACAGUGA